Messenger RNA from Penicillium maclennaniae, 405 nucleotides. RefSeq lists its product as uncharacterized. Lineage: Eukaryota; Fungi; Ascomycota; Eurotiomycetes; Eurotiales; Aspergillaceae. The record is from RefSeq and is a predicted model, not a curated record. Bases 1 to 405 code for a protein of 134 amino acids. The transcript has a single exon.
AUGCCCACAACAUUGCUAGCAUGGGCUGAGCUGAACCACUUGUUCACAGUGGAUCAAGCGGCUGCAGCCACGAAAGCUGGAUACAUCAUCAAGCCAAUCCGCAAGGGCCGAAGCGAGGGCAUCAUGUUCGGCGAGGAUCAGACGACUGCCGAUUCGCACGAGCUGAUAUCCACCAUUGCUAGAGGAGGACGCUACAGCAAGCUUCCCGAGUAUGUCGUGCAGCCUUUGAUCCACCAGCUUUUGUCACAACACUUGCAGAUGUUCGGCCAACACUGCCGAGGCCAUGUUGUCGAGAUCUGCCACAUUGCACAUGGCGUUCUCAUAGGGCUAAGAGUGUGGCAUGCAGGUUCUGCGAGAGUCUUCAAGUAUCCAAGUUCACAAAGACUGAGUAAUGGUUCCGGCUGA